AUGUGCGGAGGAGCAGUUUUGGGGAUGAAAAUCAGGAGUUUUGUUUCUGUGUAUAUUAAAUUUGUUAUGCUCACUAGACAUCAAAAUGGAGAUGCCAAACGGACAACUGGAGUCAAGGAAAUAAUUCUGGGACCUAUGAAUUUGGCAAUCAACAGCAGUGCAAUAGUUUUUAAGACAAUAAGUGAAUCUCACUACCUCUCUGCCCUCUUUUCCAGGCAGUUCCUAGCCUCAGAUUACAGUGAGACAUACUACUCCGCAAAAGGAGAGCAGAUCACCAAGCAUCCUCAGAUCACGAGUAUGGAAAAAGAAAAGUCUAUUGAACUGUUCAUUGCUGCUGAUGAUAACAUGUAUCGCAGGAAUAAUCACCCUAACAAACUAAGGAAUCAAGUUUGGGGAAUGGUCAAUUUUGUCAACAUGAUUUAUAAAACCUUGGACAUUCAAGUGACAUUAGCUGGCCUUGAAAUAUGGACAAAUGGAGACAAAAUAGGUAUAGAUUCUAAAAUAGAAACUACCUUAUUACGUUUUUCGGCUUGGCAAGAAAUAAUCCUUAAAAAAAGGAAGAAUUUUGAUCAUGUUAUGUUACUCAGUGGAAAGUGGCUCUACACACAUGCACAAGGAACUUCCUAUCCAGGGGGUAUAUGCCUGCCCUAUUAUUCCUCCAAUGUCGUUAAGGAUCUUUUACCUGACCUAAAUGCAACUGCAAGCAGAAUGGCACAUCAGUUGGGGCAUAACCUUGGGAUGCGGCAUGAUGAUUACCCAUGUACCUGUACUUUGGGAAAAUGCGUGAUGGGUAGUGAUGGAAGCAUUCCUGCACUAAAAUUCAGUAAAUGCAGCAAAACCCAGUACCAGCAAUAUCUCAGGGAUUACAAGCCAACGUGCAUGUUCAAUAUUCCAUUUUCUGAUAAGCUAAGUGAUUAUCCAUAUUGUAGAAACAAGAGGUUGGAUGAUGCAGAAGAGUGUGAUUGUGGCCCUGUUCAGGAGUGCACUAAUCCUUGCUGUGAGGCACACAAAUGUAUGUUGAAGCCAGGAUUUAGUUGUGCAGAAGGAGAAUGCUGUGAAUCUUGUCAGUUGAAAAAAGCAGCAUCUAUAUGCAGACCAGCAAAAGAUGAGUGUGAUUUUCCUGAGAUGUGUACUGGCCACUCUUCCAGGUGUCCUAAGGACCAAUUCCAAAUAAAUGGAUUUCCUUGCAAGAAUGCAAAAGGCUACUGCUUCAUGGGGAAUUGCCCCACCUGGGAUGAUCAGUGCUCUGAAUUGUUUGAUAAAGAGGUAAAAGACAGUUCUGAUAUCUGCUACAAGAUGAAUAAAAUUGGAAAUAAAUUUGGAUACUGCAAAAACAAGAAACACGUAUUAAUUCCUUGUGAAGAAAAAGAUAUCAAAUGUGGAAAGACAUUCUGCACAGGUGGGCAGCAUUCUUCUGUCCUUGGAGAAGAAAAGAUCUAUCACCUUAAGAAGCCUCUGAAGCAGAAUGCCACUGAAUGCAAAACUUUUUUUUUAUACCACGAUUCUAAGGAUUUUGGCCUGGUUGCUCCUGGAAUAAAAUGUGGAGAUGGAUUGCUAAGAUGAACGCCCUUUGUGUGCAGCAAUGGUGAAUGUGUGACUACUGCACAGGCCUACAAUUCAACCGACUGCUCCUCUCAGUGCAAGGAAAAUUCUGUGGAUGACGGUGAACUUGAGUGCCAGUGUGAGGCAGUACAGGCAUCUGCGGAAUGGGAGGAAACCUUAAAUGUUACCAAUAUCUCCAUCCUGGUGGUUGGGCUCAUCCUGGUUAUUACUGGUGUUGUGGUUGUCAUAGUAUUAAUUCGUUACAAAAAAUGUAUUAAGUUGAAGCAAGUUCAGAGCCCACAGAGAGAAACCCUAGGAGUGGAGAAUAAAGGAUACUUUGGUGAUGAGCAGCAGACAAGGAUUGAGUCCAUCUUACCUGAUAUUCACCCCCUACAUGAAGCCAACACGUACAUCACCUAUCUUCCCCCAUCCUGCCACUCUAUUGAACCCUACCUGCUCUCCUACAGGAGAGUUUUCACAUAUUUCAAGGCUGCUUCUGCCAAAAUGGCGGCGCCCACGUAG
Lipotes vexillifer (Yangtze River dolphin) is the source of this 2064-nucleotide messenger RNA. RefSeq names its product ADAM metallopeptidase domain 7 (gene ADAM7). The record is from RefSeq and is a predicted model, not a curated record. Gene Ontology annotation, cellular component: plasma membrane. Lineage: Eukaryota; Metazoa; Chordata; Mammalia; Artiodactyla; Lipotidae. The transcript has 17 exons. Gene Ontology annotation, biological process: proteolysis. Gene Ontology annotation, molecular function: metalloendopeptidase activity.